This is a messenger RNA of Racocetra persica, 144 nucleotides long. The record is from the annotation of a GenBank genome assembly. NCBI's taxonomy places the organism in Eukaryota, Fungi, Glomeromycota, Glomeromycetes, Diversisporales, Gigasporaceae.
AAAAAAGCUGAUUCAUUAAAUACACCUUACCCAAAGCUAAUGACACCUAAUUUGAACAAGUGGAAAGUUGAACAACUUAUUGAAAAAAAAGCUGAUUCAUUAAAUAUGCCUUACUCGAAGCUCAUAAUGUCUAAUUCGAACAAA